Acanthamoeba castellanii str. Neff is the source of this 588-nucleotide messenger RNA. Its product is annotated as tetratricopeptide repeat domain containing protein. The coding region runs from base 1 to 588 and encodes 195 amino acids. Lineage: Eukaryota; Discosea; Longamoebia; Acanthamoebidae. The transcript is spliced from 6 exons. Gene Ontology annotation, molecular function: protein binding. The record is from RefSeq and is a predicted model, not a curated record.
AUGUCGAGCGGCAAGACAAACGAGGACAAGAUCGCCACGGCGCAACAGCUGAAGGAGGAGGGCAACAGCUUCGUCAAGCAGCAAGACUAUGGCAAGGCCCUCCUCGCCUACCACAAGGCGUGGCUCUACGUGAAGGGCCUGGGCGAUGACGGUAGCGGCGGCAAGUUUGCCAUGAUGCGCAAGAACAGCGGGCAGGAGGCGCUGUCGUCGGGACAGACGAGCGAGAUCAAGGCCAUCAGCCUGGCGCUGCACCUGAACAUGGCCCUGUGCCACUUCAAGCAGGACAAGUUCGAUCGAGUCAUCGACGACUGCAACAAGGCCCUCCAACUGGAGCCCAGCAGCGUCAAGGCGCUCUUCAGGCGAGGCCAGGCGUACCUCAAGCUGCGUGAUUCGGACAAGGCGGCUGUGGACCUUAACAAAGCUGCUCAGCUGGACCCCAGCGACAAGGCCAUCCAACUGGAGAUCAGGCGACUGAAGCAGUUCGAGAAGGCGCAGAGCGACAAGCAGAAGAAGGCCCUCGCGGGACUCUUUGAUCGUAUGAGCGCCGAAGAGGAGAAGCCCCCAGCAACCUCCUCCGCCCAACAGUAG